UCCAGAGUUGCGACAACAGCAGGCGGAGAGGGAGGCCCGCGGCAUACGUGUUUGCCGGGCAUUUCUCAGAACUCCUGCGCCCAAAAGGAAUUGCUGGGGGAAACGCCGUGCGGGGCAGCAUCCUGGCUAUAAACCGAUGCUUUUCGGAAAACGGCAGUUAAAGCACUUCAAGCGCAUGCUGACCCGGGAGCUGACCCACCUCUCCGAGAUGAGCCGCUCCGGGAACCAGGUGUCCGAGUACAUUUCCAACACGUUUCUGGACAAGCAGAACGACGUGGAGAUCCCUUCGCCCACGCAGAAGGACAGAGAGAAGAAGAAAAAACAGCAGCUCAUGACACAGAUCAGUGGAGUGAAAAAAUUAAUGCAUAGUUCAAGCUUAAAUAAUACCAGCAUUUCCCGAUUUGGUGUGAAAACGGAAAAGGAAGACCAUCUGGCCAAGGAGCUGGAAGAUCUGAAUAAGUGGGGUCUCAACAUAUUUAAUGUUGCAAGGUAUUCCCACAACAGGCCCCUCACCUGCAUCAUGUAUGCUAUAUUUCAGGAGAGAGAUCUGCUGAAGACGUUCAAGAUCUCGUCGGACACGUUUGUGACGUACAUGAUGACUUUGGAAGACCACUACCACUCCGACGUAGCGUACCACAACAGCCUGCACGCGGCCGACGUGGCCCAGUCCACCCACGUCCUGCUGUCUACCCCGGCCCUGGAUGCCGUCUUCACUGAUUUGGAAAUCCUUGCUGCAAUUUUUGCAGCUGCAAUUCAUGAUGUGGAUCACCCUGGUGUCUCCAAUCAAUUUCUAAUUAACACAAAUUCGGAGCUAGCCCUGAUGUACAACGACGAGUCUGUUUUGGAGAACCACCAUCUUGCCGUGGGUUUCAAACUGCUUCAGGAAGAGCACUGCGACAUCUUCCAGAACCUCACCAAGAAGCAGCGGCAGACCCUGAGGAAGAUGGUGAUCGACAUGGUAUUGGCAACAGAUAUGUCCAAGCACAUGAGCCUGUUAGCUGACCUGAAGACCAUGGUGGAAACGAAGAAGGUGACCAGCUCAGGGGUGCUCCUGCUGGAUAACUACACCGACAGAAUACAGGUUCUCCGAAACAUGGUACAUUGUGCAGACUUGAGUAAUCCCACAAAGUCUCUGGAGUUGUACCGGCAGUGGACGGACAGAAUCAUGGAGGAGUUCUUCCAGCAGGGAGACAAGGAACGUGAAAGAGGAAUGGAAAUCAGUCCAAUGUGUGACAAGCACACAGCGUCAGUGGAAAAAUCGCAGGUGGGAUUCAUCGACUACAUCGUGCACCCGCUGUGGGAGACGUGGGCGGACCUGGUGCAGCCCGACGCGCAGGACAUCCUGGACACUCUGGAAGACAACCGGAACUGGUACCAGAGCAUGAUACCUCAGAGCCCCUCGCCGCCGCUGGAGGAGCGCGGCCGGGACUGCCAGAGCCUCAUGGAGAAGUUCCAGUUCGAACUGACCCUCGAGGAAGAAGAUUCGGAUGGGCCGGAGAGGGAAGGCGAGAGUAUCGGCUAUUUCAGCAAUACCACGACCCUCCGCGUGGCCGACCCGGCGGAAGAAGAGCCUCAGAGGGAGGCUAACAUAGAAAUCGUGACAGAGGACACGUCCCCUGCCGACACAUAAUGUACUGUCCCCGUGUAAGCGGAUUUCAAACACUUAAUGAGCAUGCAAGCAGUCUCGUAGGACUAGCCUGCAGCCUGGGUCUUAGGCCUGUGUCUGACACUGGCUGAAAGAUCUCCCCAGCUACUUGAGAUUGGAGUCAGGGUUCAAGAUCGCGUAGUGAGCGAUUGCUCAGGAACUUAGCAGAUGAUUUACCUUGUGGUUUAAGCCUUGUCCGCGAAAAGCUUGGUGGUGUUCUGGAGCUGGCUUGGCUUGAUACCGAACAGUACACGACACACAACUGAGAGAUUUUAUACCGUUAGGUUUGGGAAUUUAUACCAGUUAGACUGAUAGAAACUACUGAUUAAUAACUCUGCGUAUGAAACCUGUCCACCCGACCACCUGUCUGCAGACCUGUGUGCCUUCUUUGUAAACACUUUCAUGUCUUUUCAAGAGUCUAUUAAGUACACGGAGUUUAGUAUAAAAAGCAACACAAAGUGUUUCCAAAUUGAUGGAUACUUUUCUGAUUCUUCCUGUUAAAAGAAGCAGUCUUCCUUUUUUUCAUGGGCAAUACCUGUCACUUUAUUGCAGUUAAUCCCUUUUGCAGACCGAAUAGAAGGGAUCCCCCCCUGUUUUGCGUUCCCGCACCUUGGAUAGCCUUCUCAGUCCUCCAGCCAACCCGUUUCAAAUCACUUCAUGCCUUUGUGCAUCUCCUCCGUUUGCUUGCUGGAAAUAACAGUAUUUUCUCCUCAACGGGGCUUUAUUUUUGUUGUGCACCGGAUAAAGGGUAGUUCUGUUUUCAUGGCACAAUGCAGUACAAGUAUCAGUAAGCGUAAUAAGGCAGUGUGUGACGCGCGGUCCCCCGCAGCAGCUCCUUCGCUCAGUGGAAGUUGCACGCUCGGAUAUUUGUGUUUCUCCCGCCUGUCGUUCCCCUUCCCUAGGUUUAGGUCCACCGUCCUUCUCCUGCACUGCCGUGAGCUCUAACACCUCCAUUACUGUUUAUAACAGUGUAUUUAUUACGUAAUGUACAUACUGUAAUGUUUUGUAAGUUAUUAAUUUAUAUGAAUUAACAUUGCCUGUCAGCGGUGGUGUUAAUAGUGUCGAAGACUCGGAAUAAGAGUUGCCUUUUUUUCUUGUAACCUUUUUUGUAUUGCAUCAACUAAAAGAACCUGAACAUAGCGGAGGAGACAUACGGACCCCGGGCAGGGCGUUCGGGUGCGC
Struthio camelus australis is the source of this 2827-nucleotide messenger RNA. Lineage: Eukaryota; Metazoa; Chordata; Aves; Struthioniformes; Struthionidae. The record is from RefSeq and is a predicted model, not a curated record.